This is a messenger RNA of Labeo rohita (rohu), 859 nucleotides long. RefSeq lists its product as uncharacterized. The transcript has 4 exons. The coding region runs from base 234 to 662 and encodes 142 amino acids. The record is from RefSeq and is a predicted model, not a curated record. NCBI's taxonomy places the organism in Eukaryota, Metazoa, Chordata, Actinopteri, Cypriniformes, Cyprinidae.
AACAAGACUCCUAGAAAGUUAGCAGAUACCCUCGAGUUUGGACGUCAGGUUUCUUGGAGCAAAUGAUGUGCGUCUGAAGAGUUUCAGCAGGUAUCAGACUGGGACGUAUGAAACUGGGGAAGCUGGAAUACACUUCCUUAUCGAAAUAACAGCAAUCUUGACUCCUGGACUUCAACAUCAUUUUUUGAGAGUUUAAAAAAGACACACGUUCCUUAACACACGCUAAAGGAGAGAUGGAUGCCGUGGUGAAGAAGUCUCUUGGUGCCCCCUUCCGACAGCUGACCAGCUUCGUGACGGGGGAUAAGGAUGGAUUUAGCCGGAAAGGCAAGACCGUCCGCAGGAAGAGCGCCCCCUGCUGCUACGGUCAAACAGGACACGACUCAUCCUGGUUAAGGACUUACCAAGCAGAACUGCACAGGGAAAGGAAACUGAGGCAAGUCAAAUUUGCACAGAAGAAUGCAGAAAGAACUGCAACGAGGACACAUUAUAGAAGUCCUCAUCGCUUCACAAAGCCACCUGUACAGAGGGCAAACUUAAAGAGCAAGACCCCCACCAAAAAUGACAACUCUCUUUUUGGUGCCUUCCAAGGACUCAGUCUCAGCAUGAAUGGAGUACAAACCUCAACAACACAAUCAAAUGCAGAUCCAUGUAAAGUCAUGUGACCACAGAGAAGAAAAACAUUUCAAAUGACUGUUAUCCAGGUUUUUUUUCUGGCUACCAAGAGGAACUUCCUUGGCAGUGCUGCUAAUACAUAUCUCAGUUCAGUAUCAGAGAUGCUGCAUUCCAGGAAUAUAAUCUGAUUAUAAUGUAUCAUGAUAAGAUAUAAUGAUUAUGAGACCUCAUGAUUAAGCCAUGAGAC